UGUCCUGCGCUCGGAGCCCGGCUCACGCACACACACGGACACACACACACACAUACACACACGGAGCUCCGCGCUAGCUCCUCCGGCUAAUUCUGCUAGCAUCGUAGCAUAGGGGAAAGUCAUCGUUAGCUUUGAGCUAAUGGUUACCCUGCGUUAGAGCUAAACUCGGAGUAACAAGCCCUGUCGGUGCUGCUCGGGCCUGCCGCUGCUCGGUAACAGCUGCUCGGUGUUUUCAGCGUUACUGCUGUUAAAGGAAAUUAUCGUGCAGGGAGGCAGCUGCUAAGCUAGCUCGCUAACUCGGUAUCAGCCAGGGUCCAUUGCUGUGUGUUUGGCUAACUCACCAGAAAAAACCCUGAAAGCUGGAGCUCAGGCUCAGCCCGGCAGCAGCACCGAUGACCUUUCAGCGCUGACACGGUGAAUGUGUUCGUUAGUGGGUGAGGAGCUGCUAACUGCUAACGUGUGUGUGCAGAUGCAGGUCCCCUGCACUGCCCCGUCUGGAUCUGAGUCGGAGAAGAGGCGAACAUGGCAGCCAAAGCAGGAGACAACCCCGACAGCCUCAUGACUCUGGCGACCGUCUUCUGCCUGAGGAACCUGAGGAAGACCAUGUGCUACCAGGGCUUCAGGAACAAGCUGUGCCUGCGCUCGGACAUCUUCCUCCCCAGUGAGAUCUGUGACAAGCUGGUGAACACAUACAUGGAGCUGGUCCACACAGACAGCAACUUUGAACCAGAGGAGAGCUUCUUCCAGCUCUUCUCAGACCCCCGAAGCACCAGACUGACCCGGGUGCAGCUCAGAGAGGACUUUGUACAGGACAGAGAUCUGGAGGCCAUCAAAAAACAGGACCUGAUCGAGCUCCACCUCACCUACUGCAACAGCCUGUCGUCCCGCAGCCUGAAGGCGCUGUCCUGCUUCCGCGACACCUUGGUGUCUCUCUGCCUCUUCGGCUGCAGCAACAUCUUCUACAAGAAGUGCGGCGCCCCGCUCGCCUGCAACGAGGACACGGACGAUGACGAGGAGGAGAGCCCCGCCUCUCGGCAAGCUUUAGAGACUGACUUUAACUUCCAGGGCUUCAACCGGCUCCGGCUGCUCAACCUGGGCGGCCUGCCGAAGGAGCUGGACCCCGAGACGCUGCUCAAACCCCUGAAGUCACUCACCUCGCUAGAUCUGUCCAGUGUACAGUUACUGGGGACAUCUUUCCUCACCCAGUGGAGGGACAGGCUGGCCUCUCUUGUUCUCUACAAUGUGGACCUAUCCGAGGAGCUGAUCAGCACAGUUUUGGAGCUCGUUAAUCUCAGGCAUCUCGACAUCUCACAGGAGAGCAGGCGGAUCUCAAAAUUUAAGAUGACCAAGAAAAUCCUGACGGCCAUCGUCCAGCGUCUGGUGCACCUGGCGUCUCUGGACAUCUCAGGUCACAUCAUGCUGGACAACUGUACGGUUCCACACUUUGAAGAAGCGAUGGGGCGUCCGAGCAUCGAACCGUGCAAGAGCAGCAUCUACCCCUUCCAGGAGCUGAAGAGGCCCCUGCAGUUUCUGGGCUUGUACGACACCACCCUCUGUAAUGUGACACACAUCCCUGCCUAUAAGGUGGCUGGAUCAAAGAAUGAAGACCAGGUCCUGAACGCUAUCGAGGCUUACACCGAGUUACGUCCCGAGCUGGCCCACAGAGCCAUCAAUCAGCUGUUCGACAUCGCCCGGAUACAACAUUGCAGCCAGCUGCUGCGCGCUCUGCAGCUCGUCAUAGCAGCACUGAAGUGCCAUAAAUACGAUAAGAGCAUCCAGGUGACGGGCAGCGCCGCUCUUUUCUACCUGACCAACAUGGAUUACCGCAGCAAUCAGAGCGUGCGGUUACGGCGGGAGGUCAUUCAGGUGGUGCUGAAUGGGAUGGAGCACUACCAGGAGGUCACUGUCCAAAGGAACUGCUGCUUGACUCUGUGCAACUUCAGCAUCCCCGAGGAGCUCGAGUUCCAGUACAGCCGGGUCAACCAGCUGCUGCUGAAGAUCCUGGAGCCGGCCCGGCAGGACGAGUCCAUCCAGAGGAUCGCCGUGCACCUCUGCAAUGCUUUGGUCUGCCAGGUGGACAACCAUCAUAAGGAGGCCGUGGGGAAGAUGGGAUUCGUCAGGACGAUGCUGAAUCUAAUUCAGAAGAAACUGCAGGACAGAAUGUGUGACCAGGUGAUGGAGUUCUCCUGGAGCGCUCUGUGGAACAUCACAGACGAGACGCCCGACAACUGCCAGAUGUUUCUCAACUGUCGGGGCAUGAGCCUCUUCCUGGAGUGCCUCCAGGAGUUUCCGGACAAACAGGAGCUGCACCGUAACAUGUUGGGCCUUCUGGGAAACGUGGCCGAGGUCAAAGCUCUGAGACCUCAGCUGCUCACGCCACAGUUCAUCAGCGUGUUCAGUAACCUUCUGGACAGUAAGGCCGACGGGAUCGAGGUGUCGUACAACGCGUGCGGCGUGCUCUCGCACAUCAUGUUCGACGGCCCUGAGGUUUGGAAGAUGGAGGAGCCGCGUAGAGACUUGGUGAUGGAGAAGAUGUGGGAGGCCAUCCAGAGCUGGGACGUCAGCUCGCGGCGCAACAUCAACUACAGGUCGUUCGAGCCCAUCCUGCGGCUGCUGCCUCAGAGCAUCUCCCCCGUCAGCCAGCACUGGGCCACGUGGGCGCUUUACAACCUGGUGUCGGUUUAUCCGAGCAAGUACUGCCCUCUGCUGAUAAAGGAAGGAGGAAUGAAUCUUCUGGAGAAAGUUCUGGAGCUGGAGAGCUCGCAUCCGGAGACCAAGGACAUGGCCCGCAAAGUAAUGGAGCACUGUGAAAACUUCAAAGAAGACCCGAUGGAGACGAAUGCCGGACAGGAGGCGAACGUGGGACAGAGAGGCUGACGCCGCGGGAGCCGUUAUUCCCAGUAAACACGGAGAAAACCAACCCGAAGCCCCUCCCGCCGUCAUCACCACAAGGGUCAAUGUGUGCAUUCUUCUUCUCAUCCUCCUUCUUUUCUAGAGUUAGGCCGUGUCUCUGACCCUCCUCACAGCAGUUUGUGUUCGACACACAGGAGUGCUGCAUGGUGUUUUGUUGUGGGGGUGCUUCCCUCUGCUGCACAUCUUCUGUUGGGACGGGUUUGGGGGGUCGUGACUGUUAUUUCUCAGUGUGUGCGUGUGAGUGUGCGUUUGCGUGUCAGGUUUAAAACAGCAGAACAAAACAGCCGGAGUGAUGCUCGGUUCUCAGCGGACGGCGACGUGAGCCGUCCUCAGCUCGCUGCUGGUAACCCAAAAAAAAAGGCCGCUCGGCGAGUCCUCGGCCUCUGCUCACGCUCGCUCGUGCCAGCGGAGGCGCCGUGGAGCCGUGGGACACAUGUACAGUGAAUAUCUGCCAUUGAGUGUGCAGGCUGCAGACCUCUGCGAUGGACUUCUUUGUUUAUAUGUAAAUAUUCUCUGUGGGUCUCAUCCUUUUACUGUGUGUAUGUUUUAUAAUAUAACUAAACACUCAUGACUUCACGCUGUAUUUAAAUCUCUAGGUCUGGCUGACUGUGCGGUCAGUGCUGAGAAACUAGACACAGGAUGAUUCAUAGCAGUCCUGGAAACUCUUUAAAGGAUCGUUCACAUGUAGCUCAGCCUCGCUUCUCUUCUUAAAGGUGCUCGAACUGCAAAUGGAGAGUUUGAAGAGUUUAAAACCUUCUAAAAUGAGCCAGAAUUAUGAGCAGGAUGUAAAGAAGCAGCGGCUCUGACGUGAUGUCCUGCAGAGACAUCAACUGAAGCUAAAACGGGGACGGGCUGCACUCCAGUUUGAGCCAAAAGGUGCAGUCGGUCAGUAGCAUCCAGUUUUCCUACAUUAUAAAGCCUCCAGUCUUUCUAAUGACCAGCAGGGGGCAGCUUCUCGGGUUGGGGUGAAAACCUGGUUGUAGAGAAAUUGAACUUGGGUUCAUAUCACUGCAGCUCAGUACACAACAUCAUAGUUAUUUCUUCACAUUCUGCUGGUAUCUCCCAUUUUUUAGGUUUUAAACUCUUCAGAGUUUUUAAAUUUUUUUUUUUUGGGGGGGGGGUACCUUUAAACGAUCUGGUAUCUUACUGGAAGCAGCGGUGAGCUUUAAACGAGACGGAGGCUCAGUUCGUCAAAGCAAAUACACAUUAUGGGCUAAAGCAUGUGGACAUUAAGGUCUCCGGACCUGCAGUGAGCUUCAUAUCAUCUCUUUGCUCUGCAGCAGGAGACGGAGAACUUUGCUUUAUUGGAAGCCCCAAAGGAAGGGUAUUCAGACCCCACUGCAGCUCCCUCCCUCGCUGUGGGAGUGUUUUGGUCCUAAACUGAGACGGGGGCUUAAAGGAUGACUCUAAACAGUCACUGAUCACAGACGGUAACAAAUGUUCUGGUCGCACUAUGAACAGAACAAAUGGCGGCGAGCUUACCCUGCAUGGGAACCUGAUGGCUUGGCUGAACUGUAAAUCAAGAGAUGGACACAGCCUCUGGUCAAACGUGGUUUUUCUAUUGGCCAGCAGGGGGCGACUCGUGUGACACCAGAUUAUUGAACUCUGUGAGGGGAAUAAAACCUGCUUUCCACUCGAUCUCUAGCCUCAGUAAACCCUUUGAGGUCUUCCUGAUCACAUGUUCAUUUAGGUCUUAUUUAGAGUAAAGUAGACCGUAAAGAAGGGUCUGCUUUCAGGUGAGUCUACCUUUCUGACUGAUUUGCUGCCAUGUUUGAGUCAGAUCCACCAUGAGGCUCCAGAAACGGGGCUUUGCAAACCCCUGGGUUUCUACAUGAGGACAGUGCCCCACCCAACACAGCAAAAAGGGUGGAGGCACCACUUUGUGGUAGUUUCCAGGCUUUACAGAGCUGAGUUCUCAGGGGGCACACCACUAAAUUAGCAAAAUGAAACGGCAGUAAUCCAGACAGGUGCUGGUUACAGUCAGUAUGUUUGUCCAGUCCCUCAGCUCCCUCUGCAGGUACCAAAGUGAGCCCAGACACCUGACCAGGUGCACAAUAAUGCUGAACACCUGGAAACAGCCUGCUGAGUUCCUCCUACAGGUAGACUCCCAUGUCCACAUACUUAAUCUUUACCACAGCUUUGAUGCCGUGUACUGUUAUGCUGUGGUGCUAAAGGUCUCGAGAGAACCCAGCCCCCCACCACCCCCACCGGUGCUUCCAGCAGUCCAGAUGAUACCAAAAGAGACGAGGCUGGAAGAUCAACACUUAUCCUUUAAGGACACCUGACAGCUCGUUGUGUUCAUUGGUCGGUCAUCUUGCUGCUAAAAUCACUGCUUCACUUAAAUCAAACUUUUAUUUUGAAAAGCUUAUGGGAGGAAAAUAAAAUGGUGCGUUCACAUGUAUGUUCGACACUGGGGUGAUGGGAUCUAAAAAUCACAUCUGGCUGCUCCAAAUUUAGGUGUAUGUUUCACCCCACCUCUGCUGAUCGUUAAGGUUAAACUAAAAACUCUCCGUCACGUCAAUAAUCAGCCGAACUCUGAAGGUCCCUGAAGGUGCCCCGUGGGGUUCUCUGAGGGUUCUCGAGGCCUGAAAAACUCGCUGUCCCGUGCUAAGUGAAUAACUAAAGAACGUCCCAUAAGAACCAGGAAGCAGGAGUUCGUCCUGUUUAAAGUAUAAGCUCUACAGCGCCUCUACUGGUGGAAAAACUCCACAGGGUACCUUUAAGAUGUCUUUAAACCUGAAGUUCCUUCACUGGCAUUUUUCAUCUCGUGGCUUUAAAGGUGACUUAAGGAAGUUCUUGUAUAAAUAUGUUCUCAAGUUAUUAAGAGAAUAAACGGCGUCUGAAUGAGAAAAGCUGCUUUUAGAUCAGAAACUUCCAAAAAGGAAAUUUUACUGUUUUUAUGGACUUAAAUUCCAAACUGCAGUUUAACUUUAGUUCAUUUGACAUUAAUCACAGUUGGGAGUACCAAACCUGAAAGGCAGCCGAAUCAGAAACCCUGCAACAGCCACCAACAUCUGGCAGCAUCUGGCUGUUUGUGUUCAGUGUGAACGGUGCAGUCGGCAUUCGUUUAGAGCGUUUUUCCCAGUUUUCCCAAUGAAUUUCCUGCUCGAUCGGAGCUCUUUGCCCAGCACGACGAGGUUAAAGAAUGCUUCGAUGUCUGCUGUGACCUCGGUGCCACGCCUUCCCCUCGCUGUGUCUGCAGAUGAAGUUUUUGAUUAAAGUCAGAGGAUGUUGGUUUUUAUGCUUCUCUGCAGGCUCCAGCUUUGCUCACUUUCAGUCUGUAAAUCCAGUUUUUGUCCCUGCCUCAGUUUAAUGUUUUACUUUGAUUUUAAUAACCUGAACGUGGGCACUUAAACCUCAGUUUGAUUUAUUUAUUUUCAGAAAUUAAAAACUUUAAUCUGAGAGAAUUUCAAAGGCUUUCAUGGCAAAACUAUAACUUUAUGAUCUGAAAGAAUAUUAAUGUUUGUCACUGAGAUUUAUGAAGGUUUUAUUGCAAGUUUAUGAUUUUAUCACCUCAAAGAAUAUUUUGGUGUUUUCUUAUAAAUUUACUUUAAUCACCAAAGAAUAUCAAAGUUUUUUUCCUCAUAAAUUUACAAAUUAAACUUUAGAGAAGUUUAUGACCUAACGUCAGCUUACAACUUUAAUCUCAGAAUUUUUUUAUUGUACCAAAGAAUCAUUUUUUCAUCAGUUUUUUUUUAAUAAUCUUUAAGUUUUUCUUGCGAAAACUCAGCAAAUGUAGAAACAAUAUUAGUUUGUUAUAAAUUUACAACAUUAAUCUCAGAUUAUUCCUUUUUAGGAGCUUCGUCACCAUUAAAAUGAUUUAGUUUUUUUUUUCUUUCCUGUAAAUUUUCAGCUUUAAUUUCGGAUCUUUUUCUUUGACUUUGAAUAUUGCAGUUUGUUUUCCUCAUAAUUCUUUGAAGUGUUUGUUUUUAAAGCUGAAAUCUGAGUUGAUAAUAUAACAGAUUACCAAAGCUCUCAGAAUUUUACCGUUAGCUCCCGUAAAGCUGCCGCUCUAAGCUCAGACAUCAGGAGCUGUUCCUGUUCUGCACCUGACCUCUGACCUUUCCCCCUCAGCGCUCCUAUCAGGGAUUUGUUCAGUGCCGCUUUAAUAAUGUCCUGGGGGGGGCGGGGGGGUGCUGGCUGCGCCUCCUGUGGUGAAGCAGCGCCGAUGCUGUUAGCAGGAUUUAGGAUUUGGAGUUUGACGCUCCCGGUGCUCCCGGUGCUCCCGGUGCUCCCGGUGCUCCCGGUGCUGGGAGUCCCUCUCAGAUGACGCCAGUGAAGGAACGGGCAUCAGCGCUCCCGUUUCCCGUGACACCACACGGCCCCCGCGCUCACGAGCCCUGCCGGCUGAUGCGCGCUCCCUGGUUCUCGUGUACAGUUUUUCUGAUUGGUGCCCGUGUUUUCACCGGCGCGGCGGCGCUGUGAGAUGGUUCAGGUGCGGAGGUUUGAAGACGAGGCGCACCUGUUCUCCUCAUUUAAGUCUUUGAAUGUCUCAAGUCAGAAGAGCUUGUGUGUAGGCCUGAUAAGAGAACAUUAUUCUUGGAGUUUGACUGUUCUUUAUAUUUAUGAAGAUGUAUGUACUGAUAAUAAUGAAAGGAGAACUGCUGUGUCAGAUUUCACUAAUUUCCUGUUCCUCCGCGCUCGGUUCUCAGUUUCUUUUGUAACUGCUGAUUAAGUUUUAUCCAAACUGGAGUGAAGAACUUUGGAUCCCGACAGUUUUCCUGAUCUCGGUAGCUCCAGGACAUUGGUGUAAAAAUAUGAAUAAGCAAUAAAGAUGGAGUGGUUUAAAAACCUGA
Archocentrus centrarchus (flier cichlid) is the source of this 7709-nucleotide messenger RNA. It is a transcript of the gene zer1, whose product is annotated as zyg-11 related, cell cycle regulator. The transcript has 16 exons. Gene Ontology annotation, cellular component: Cul2-RING ubiquitin ligase complex. The record is from RefSeq and is a predicted model, not a curated record. Lineage: Eukaryota; Metazoa; Chordata; Actinopteri; Cichliformes; Cichlidae. The coding region runs from base 523 to 2877 and encodes 784 amino acids. Gene Ontology annotation, molecular function: protein binding.